Betta splendens (Siamese fighting fish) is the source of this 3848-nucleotide messenger RNA. RefSeq names its product forkhead box protein G1-like. The coding region runs from base 537 to 1778 and encodes 413 amino acids. The record is from RefSeq and is a predicted model, not a curated record. Gene Ontology annotation, biological process: regulation of transcription by RNA polymerase II. Gene Ontology annotation, cellular component: nucleus. Gene Ontology annotation, molecular function: sequence-specific double-stranded DNA binding; DNA-binding transcription factor activity. The transcript has a single exon. Lineage: Eukaryota; Metazoa; Chordata; Actinopteri; Anabantiformes; Osphronemidae.
GAUUUUACGCACACAUGCACGGAGAAGCGAGUGUGUGACGCACAAUACAAUUACAUGAGCGACUUUAGGGUGAGGUGCACGCGCUUUAAAAUGUCGAGGCAGAAACCGAUUAAACAGGGUAGAUAGAAAUGUCAGGUUCAUUCUGCUGGAUACGGUAAAGUUCGGCAGCGCCUCGGUUUGUUGACAGAAGGACGACAGAAAGAAGCAGAAAAGAGGAUUUGUUGACAAAAUCACCCAGUUAGAGAAGCUCCUCCUCUCCAUGAUGUCGCGGAGUCGGAACCUCCUUAAUUACUAAUUUCUCCACAACGAGGCCACGCGCUCUCUCUCUCUCUCUCUCUCGCGCGCGCGCGCGCGCUCUCUCUCUCCCUCCACUCCUCCAUCCAUGCGCUUCUCAUCCUGACCCUCCUUCCUCUCCUCUCUGUCUUUCUUUCGUUUCCAGCCCGGAUAACGGAGGUAGACGAGUCUGGAGUUGCUGUUAAUAUUCUUAUUUUUAUUCUUAUUAUUUAUUGCUGGUCUUUGGGAAGCCGCCACGGGGCAUGGAGGAUGUAAAAGACCCACCGACCGUGCACCGGUCCUCCUUCAGCAUCAAGAGCCUCUUGUUGCCCUCCAAGUGCGACAGAGCGGACUCCGCCGCCGCCGCCGCCGCCGCCGCCGCCGCCGCGGUCUCCGGCGUCCACGGGACCCUGUCGCCCGCACCCGAGUCCGACUCGGAGAAGUCGCUGGACGCCCCGGAGGUGGACUCCGGGGCCGCGGCGCUGGAGCCGGGGAAGCCGGGCGCAGAGGAGGAGGACGGCGGCGGCGGCGGCGGCGGAGGCGCGGACGGCGCCAAGGCGGCACCGGAGCAGAACAGCGGCAAAAACGGCAAGUACGACAAGCCCCCGUUCAGCUACAACGCCCUGAUCAUGAUGGCCAUCAGGCAGAGCCCCGAGAAGCGCCUCACGCUCAACGGCAUCUACGAGUUCAUCAUGAAGAACUUCCCCUACUACCGCGAGCACAAGCAGGGCUGGCAGAACUCCAUCCGCCACAACCUCAGCCUCAAUAAGUGCUUCGUCAAGGUGCCGCGGCACUACGACGACCCGGGCAAGGGCAACUACUGGAUGCUGGACCCGAGCAGCGACGACGUGUUCAUCGGCGGCACCACCGGCAAGCUGCGGCGGCGCUCCGCCACGUCCCGCGGGAAGCUGGCGAUGAAGCGCGGGCUGCGCUUCGCUCCUCUCGGCCUGGGGAUUAACGAGCGGGCGAACAACCCGCUCUACUGGCAGAUCUCCCCCUUUCUCUCUCUGCACCACCACCACCACCACCACCCGCACUACAACGGCUCCUCGCCCGGCUUCCUGAACCAGGCGGCCGGCUACGGCUCGCUGCUGCCCGCCGUGGAGCAGCUCAGCAACGGGGACCUCGGGCGCUCCAUCCUCGGGGGGUCGGCGGCCGGUGCGCUGGGCUUAACGAACAGCUACGGCAUGAGCACGUCGCCGGUCGGACUCCUCUCCGGACAGACUUCCGGUUAUUUUCCGGUCUCAGGGACCCAGCACGCCGCCGCGGCCGCGCCGGGGCAGCCCGGGGGCGCGCCGCCGCCCGCGCCGCCGCCGCCGCCGCCGCCGCAUCUCCAGCAGAGCGCGCCGGCCUUCGGUGGCCUGACGGGCGGCUCCCAGCAGUCGCUGCUGUCGGACUCGCUGAGGAACGGCUCCUUGGCGCCCUUCUCCUCGGGCGUGUCCGCGGGCUUCCCCGGGAUGCUGUCCCAUCAGAAGAGGGUGACUCCCAACGCGUUCCUGAACUGAGCUUCCGCUCCUCAUCCCCGGAUGGCACCGGGGACGCAGAGAUAAGGGCAAAUAAGCGGCGGUAAAUAUCAAACACUGAUCGCAGAUAUAUAUAGAUAUUUAUAUGAAUUGAAACUUUUGGCCAUAUUCCGCCCUGAAGUGCAACGGGUUCCUGCUCAUUAUUUUUGACGUUUUAUUCAAAAGGGACAAACUUUUGUUACCGCGGGUUGUACAACUGUAAACUAGACUUGCCAAAGGUAACGCUAAAUAUAUUUCAAACUAUUUAUAUCUUGUACAAAGAUUUUCAAUACUUCCUUUGAGUCUUUUAUUUAUGUUUUGUAUUUAUUGUAUGAUGUAUUUAAAUUCUAUUCGUCGGUGUUUGGACUCAUCAGUGUCAGGGGUAAAAUGAGACGUACAGGGUUAAUAAUUAUUUAUAAAUUUGAGACAAUCAAGGAGAAAAAAGACGAAGCUUUUUCUUUCUGUGUUUUGGUUUGAGAGACCAGAGAUUGAAGCCUUAACGUCAGCACAAACAAUCAGGGGUUGUAGAGGAAGCCGAGCCUGCACAUAUCUGUACUCAGUGAAUCCUAUAAACCUGCUGUGUGAAGAGUUUUCUUCCAAACGUCACCGAAAAGCAUCUCACUGUUAGAAAGAAGCGGCUGCUUGGAACCAAACUCUUCAUAGGACAUUAUGCAAACAGAGUGUUUCCGUGUUCUCUGUACAUCAUCAAAGCCCAGAUUGUCACUUUAGUUGCUUUUGGUUGGUCGUGUGUGUGUGUGUGUGUGUGUGUGUGUGUGUGUGUGUGUGUGUGUGUGUGUGUGUGUGUGUGUGUGUGGCCCGCAGUAGUAAAACCUGCUGCGCAUGUGCGUAAAGGCCGCCGUGCAAACAGGCCUGCGUGCGGGAAAGUGCGCGCGCGCACACGCACACAUAAAACAGGCGAAGAAGUCGCAUAUUCAGAUUUAGAAUCUGACACAUUGACCCGGGAAACGGUUCCGGUGCUGUCCAGGUCUUUCGGCCACAUCUUACUCCACUUUUGGCUUCGUGAGGUUUUAACCUCUGCGCUAGAAAAAUAAAAUUAAACAGCAUCAAAGACGACGGUUUUCACUGACACGAUCAACACAUUUGAAUAUUUUAACUUGAAUGUUUGUACAGCAGCUUGACCAGAGGAGCGAGAGCUGCAUUUACCGUCUGCCUAAUCUUGUUUUUUGCCCAGCUUGAUAUUUAUCAAAUUAGAUUAUUCAUUACUAUGAACUUUAAGCUUUAUUUAAAUUCACUUCAUCGCAAUUUAUCAGUAAACACUUAAAACCACUAAACUGAAACUAAAAUGUAAGAAUAUGAUUUCUUCCUUUCAAACUAUUCCUCAAUAAAUAAUGCCUAAAUAUUAAUCUGUUGAAGUUCAGAUAAAUGUAUAAUAGAGUUUAUGUGAGUAGUGUUUAUGAUAAUAAAAAUUGGAUAUGCAGUCGUUUUUCAAAGCUCAACCAACUGAUGUGUUGACAACAAAAGCUCACAUUUGAAACUGCCCUGAAGUUUGUUUGUGUCAGUGAGAAGCUCGUGGCUCCAGCAUAAAACAGUGUGUUCCAUCAUCACAUCAUCUGCCUCAGCAAAAAACAACAACAAAAUUAUAGAAAACAAUAAAUUCAAAUUAAAGAAACAAAUUUAGUGUAAAAUUAUGAAAUGGUGCAAUUCAAUAUGUUGAUUUAAAACAGCUGCAGCUUAAAUUUGACUUCUUAUUGAAAAUGAACCUUUCAAAUAAGAAGCUGCAGCUGAACAGUGAGAAAGUCUAGAAAAACCUAUAGAACCUCUGAAGAUUCAAAAAAUAAAAUAAAGGGCGCAACACGCGUGCGCACACACACACACACACACACACACACACGAACACACACACACACACACACACACACACACACACACACACACACACACACACACACACUGGGCUACAUCUGAUUUUGUAAAAAUUGUUUUGAAGUUUGUUUAUAAGUUUUUGCACUUUUGUUCUUAGUGUUCACUUCUUGAAGUUUGUGUUGUCUGUUUCGUUGCUGUUUGUCUUUUUUUGCAGAGAAACUAAAACUAAUUAAAAAAGGAUGAAAUUAA